This is a messenger RNA of Dendrobium catenatum, 739 nucleotides long. Its product is annotated as ribulose bisphosphate carboxylase small chain clone 512. NCBI's taxonomy places the organism in Eukaryota, Viridiplantae, Streptophyta, Magnoliopsida, Asparagales, Orchidaceae. The transcript has 3 exons. Bases 78 to 584 code for a protein of 168 amino acids. The record is from RefSeq and is a predicted model, not a curated record.
CUCUACCCCUUGUUUCUCUUCCACCUUAAAACCACCUCUCUCACCAUCCCUCCCUCUCUCAAACAGAAAAUAGAAAAAUGUCAGCCAGAUUCCUUAUUGCAACGCAAAUCCCAAGCUAUGCCGGGCUCAGGCCUGAACCAUCCCACAAGCUAAGCUCUGCAAAAGCUAGUGUUCAGUGGCAAGCAAGAAGAAGAGUCUCCAAUGGCUCAAGAGUUCAUUGCAUGAAGACAUGGGAUCCCAUAAACAACAAAAGGUAUGAGGUAUUAUCCUAUUUACCUCCCCUCUCAGCUGAAUCAAUUGCAAAGGAAGUUGAUUAUAUGAUCUCAAAGGGAUGGAUUCCUUGCUUGGAAUUCGAUGAGGUUGGGAAAAUACAUAGAAGCAACUCUAACGUCCCAGGCUACUAUGACGGCAGGUAUUGGACACUGUGGAAGUUGCCUAUGUUUGGGUGCACUGAUUCCUCUCAAGUGCUACAUGAGAUUGAUGAGUGUAGAAAGGCAUAUCCUGAUGCAUACAUACGUCUUCUUUCCUUUGACAAUGUGCGGCAGUGUCAGUGCAUGUCCUUUGUUAUCCAGAAGCCUACCUAAGCCUGAUCUUGUCUUCUUAAGGCUAGAUUUUCUCUUUACAAGGUCUAGGAUAAGUUCAAUGUGAAAGCUGCUGUGUUGUUUCGCUAUGUACUUUGCUUUGCUAGUUUCAUAACUAAAUAAACUUCGGCAAUAUCCAGUGCAUUAUGGUGUGUAAA